This is a messenger RNA of Carassius gibelio (silver crucian carp), 3059 nucleotides long. RefSeq names its product LIM homeobox 8a (gene lhx8a). Gene Ontology annotation, biological process: neuron differentiation; forebrain neuron development; regulation of transcription by RNA polymerase II. Gene Ontology annotation, cellular component: nucleus. Gene Ontology annotation, molecular function: RNA polymerase II transcription regulatory region sequence-specific DNA binding; DNA-binding transcription factor activity, RNA polymerase II-specific. NCBI's taxonomy places the organism in Eukaryota, Metazoa, Chordata, Actinopteri, Cypriniformes, Cyprinidae. The record is from RefSeq and is a predicted model, not a curated record. The transcript is spliced from 8 exons. Bases 467 to 1333 code for a protein of 288 amino acids.
CAGAAAACCAGUUAAUAUCUACCUGAGGAGUUUCACUGCAUGAAAUGAAGAGGAUGACGCUUUGCGUUAAGAAUCGCCUGUGUGUCUGCACCUCUCCUUUGCUCGCCUGUGAGGUUGUCAUAGUAAAAAAGCAAGUGGCCGUUAAUGGGUCGCUUGGACGCACAGGUUAAAAGCCGAUAGCGCUAGCGGGCAGGCUAGACAGUUGCUCUCGUUAUGCCCGCGCCCUGUGUGUGUGUGUUCAGUACUCAGCACGCCUCACACCAUACAGCUGCAUCAGGUUUUAAACGCAGUGGUAUUAGUAAUAAUUAUUUUACAAUUUCUGGACUUGAGGACUACAUACUUUUUAUGUAUUUAUUUGUUCUAGUCAAAGACUUCUGAAAGAACACAGAAGGAUAAAACCCAAGAGCUGUUUGAAGAGGUAUCGUGUUCGUCGACGUCUUUGUCACCCGGCUCCUCACUUCAUACCAUGACCGAGAAAGCCAUCUGUACCAGCUGUGGCACUGAGAUCAUCGACAAAUAUCUGUUGAAGGUGAACGACAUGUGUUGGCACGUGAGAUGCCUGUCUUGCAGUGUGUGCCAAACAUCUUUGGGCAGACACAUCAGCUGUUACAUAAAAGAGAAGGAGAUAUUCUGUAAAUUGGACUACUUCAGGAAGUAUGGAACGCGUUGUGCUCACUGUGGUAGGAACAUCCAUUCAAACGAUUGGGUCCGUAGAGCAAAAGGAAACACUUACCACCUGGCUUGUUUUGCUUGCUUCUCUUGCAAGAGACAGUUGUCCACAGGAGAAGAGUUUGCCUUGGUAGAUGAGAGGGUUCUGUGUCGUGUGCACUAUGACUGCAUGUUGGACAACCUAAAACGUGUCAUGGAGAAUGGAAAAGGAGUGAAUGCGGAGGGAGCUGUUACCUCAGAUCAGGAAGUAAAUCAGCCUAAACCAGCCAAGAGGGCGCGGACAAGUUUUACAGCUGACCAGCUACAGGUAAUGCAAGCCCAGUUUGCUCAGGACAACAAUCCAGAUGCCCAGACUUUACAAAAGUUGGCAGAAAGAACUGGUCUAAGCCGGAGGGUUAUUCAGGUUUGGUUUCAGAACUGUCGAGCUCGUCAUAAGAAGCAUGUUAGCCCAAACCACUCUUCAGCCACACCAGUGUCAUCUCUGCAGUCCACUCGGCUUUCUCCUCCUCUAAUAGAUGAAUAUCAGUACACUGCUUUUGCCCCUGUAGACACCCCUAUGCUGAGUGCGCUACACUCCUAUAUGGAUGUCCACUCUCCCUCUUCACUGGUUCUGCAGCCCCUCCUGCCCCACUCAAUGACACAGCUGCCCAUCAGCCAUGCCUAAGAUGUCCACUGCUGCUGCCACAUGGUCAGGUCAGAGUCCAGAGGACAGCAUGAGGAAAUAUUGAUUCGUAUACGGACUAUUGAACAAGACCCAUGCUACUUUCUUUCAUGGGCACUUACUGAAGGAUAUCGGUCUUGCAAUGUUUAAAGUCUUAAUUGUGAAAAUCCUGAAGUUUUUGUUAAUAUAUAAAUAUCUAUAUAGUGAUGGAAUUAAUUUAAUUUAUUUCUUGUAUGUGAUUGAGCACUUCGUUUUAAAAUGACUACCUUGGAGUUAUUAGUUUCUGGUUUAGUUGACAAUAAAAAAAAAUUUUUUUUUUUUUUUUUUUUUUGAUUGCUCUAAUUGGAAGGUGAAAAAAAACAAUAAAAUUGGAUUUGUCUCUAGCAUUGAUAAAAUGAAAGCUUUUGUUUUAUUUAAUACUGAUUCUGAGAACUUUUAGUUGAAUCAUCCGAGGUUUGAGUUAUUUUGUGAUUUUGAGAGAUGGCUUGAAAAACUUAUAAACUUAACAUUUACUGUGCUUCUCGGAACCUCAUAGGAAACCAUUCUAAUUGAGCAAUAAACUAAACUGGUUAUUAAAUGCUGUUUUAAAUUCGAUUACAAACAUUGUGAAUCAUAAAAAAAAGUAAAGUUCAAACACAAAUGUUCACGAUGCAUCCAUAAUUGUACAUUUGUAAAAUGUUAAAUUAGAUUUCUUUGUGGCAUACAAAGUGUUGUUUUGUAUAAGUCUUUCACUUUGACGCUGUUCAUUUUUAUAUUUUGGUCUGAUAUCAUGCUUAAUCUUUGUACACCUCAGAGACAGUGAAAUAAAAAGCAGUUUGCUAGGAUAUCACUAUUGUAUGUUUAAAUAAAAUGUGACAUGCAUGCACUGGACUGACUAUGAUCAAAUAUAGCCCAAUGAUUGAUUGAAGUAGUCUUCUUGCAAGACCUGAGGAUCUUUCUCAGCAAGUUGGUUGUGUAAAAGGCUUGUGCAGCAGAUUAAUUUAGUAGGCAUAAGGAUGAUUUUAUGUGCACAUGUGGGUUAAACAGCAAGGUUUAACUUAUCCCAAACUAAGAGCAAUUUCCGUUAUCUUCAGUAUUAUGUUAUUAAAAUGCUUAUGAUUAAAAUAUCUUUGUAGGGUCAAACACAAAUUCAGCUGUUUUUGAUUAAAUCCACAAAACAUAUAUCUUUUUUUUAAAUUGGGGAGUGUGGAAGUUUUAAUGCAUUUCAAUGGCAUUUUAUGAAUAAGAUAAAUGUUUGUUAGUAAGAGAUUGACCAUAGCUGUGCUGCAUUGUUUGACCACUUGAAAAUGAAAAUGUAUUUAAGAAUUUUGCAAAAUGGACAUGAGGGAAAUAAUUCAGGGAAAUGUAUUUUUUUGAAUUAUUUAAUUUAGAUCUAUAUAAAUUGUAGUAAAAAAAAAAAAACACCACUCAUAAAAUAAUACAAAAGUGUUGUAAUCUAGGAUUACAGAAUGAUAGCACUAGUAACUCACUACCUAAAUUGCUCCAGACGUUGUUGAGCAGGACCGUUCUUUAUUUCCAAUUAUUCUCAUAUGCUUCAAGAAAAGGACUUAACAAUAGUUAACUAUUCAUUAAGCAUCUAUAAAUCAACUGUUACAGUAGGAGAUAAAGUGCUUAUUUUUCACUCUCACUGAACUUGCCAAUACUAAAGGAGGCAUGUACUGUAUGUUUAAGGACUGUUUUUCUCCAUGUCACAUCACUUGCAAUGACAAAAUAAAAUAUUAUGAAAGUC